CCCCGUGACCAGGCUCCCCCGACCAUCCCCAUCCACAAUUCGAAUCAGGCAGACGCGGCUGCAUCGAGCGGAGGAACCAUGCCCUCCACAUCCACGCGCCUGGAUCCCUAGGUUGCUUCACGAUUCAACGAUGAAUCUCAGUGCGGAUUCAUUCACGGAUCUCCUCUUCAGAUUCUGUUCCCAUCCGGUUGCAACAGAGGGCGUCCCAGAUCUGGGAUUGCUAGAGGGGGAGGAGGAGGAGGAGGAGGAGCACGAAGAGCGCAUCCAUCCUAAUUUCCAGAACCAUUCUCCUUCAUCAAGCCAAGAUGGAGAGAAAUAUGGUGCCACAGAUUCAGGAACUCCUCCUCCUCAUGCCAUGCCAGAUUUCUCCAACGUCCCAUAUAUUGACGACAACAAAGAGACCUCGCCUGAAUUGCAUCCCACUCCAGUUCCGUGGACUCAAAGGGUCCGACUUGGCAAAAUUCAUGACAGCCGUGCCACAUUAUCGAGAAGGAGAAGUGCUUUGGAAAAGGCCGUGAGAAAUUACGCAGAUAAGAAGUCAGAGUUCGUCGUCAAGCCAGAGAUCAGCCAGGAAUUUGAUUCUUUGGCCGAUGCUUAUGACUUCUACAACCUAUUCUUUGGCUGAAGUUCCAGAGGCCAUGCCAGACUUCUGGCCUUCC
This is a messenger RNA of Triticum dicoccoides, 659 nucleotides long. RefSeq lists its product as uncharacterized. The transcript is spliced from 3 exons. NCBI's taxonomy places the organism in Eukaryota, Viridiplantae, Streptophyta, Magnoliopsida, Poales, Poaceae. The record is from RefSeq and is a predicted model, not a curated record. The coding region runs from base 131 to 625 and encodes 164 amino acids.